Molecule: messenger RNA, 2168 nt
Organism: Vitrella brassicaformis
Lineage: Eukaryota; Vitrellaceae
Source: the annotation of a GenBank genome assembly
CAAAAAACGCCUUCCAUCCUGCCCGAAUCUGUCGAGAAUAGCACCUCCAAGACAUCCCAUGCGUUGAUCUUCCCGCUGCUUCGAUGGCUGUCGCUGCCGCUGCUUCAUCGGCGGCAGUGUCGGUGAAGGAGGAGCAGCCAGAGACCGUCCGAUGCACCAACACACAGUGCCCGAACACCGCACUCACCAGGUCAGUGAUCGAUGGACAACAGCGGACCUCUGAGUGAUUGAUAUGAUUGAGUUGCAUUGCGUGCGUGCAUGUUUUACCUGUGUCGUGCAGGGAUGAGGUGCGGACGGGCUGGCCGGACGAGCGGGGCGUGCCGGUGCCGCUGUGCGACAAGUGCGCAGAUCUAUACCAGAGGGACCAAUACUGGUGGGUGAGCGGGGAGCGCUUCUGACGUGUGCGCCAAUCUCGUCUUAUCUAUCUCUGUUGUGCGUGUGUGUGUGCAGUCCCCAUUGUAUGCAGGUGUACGAGUCGUUUGACGAGGGUGCGCUCAACAACCCCUGGGUGGGAUGCGACUUCUGCUCACGAUGGGUACACAGGGAGUGCGAACGAAACGCACUCGACAAACGGUAUGGAUGACUCACGUGCACAUCCAUGCAUGAACGGAAGAUGCCCAUCUCUCCUUUUGUGCAAUUGUGCAUCUGUGUGGUGUGUCAGCCGUGCGAUCAGCAACCCGUCGAUGCACCACAACGCCUUCCUCCUCGUCUACAAGUGUCCCGCCUGUCGGCAGAAGCAGCACCACUACCAGCUCUCUCGCAGAGUCACACCCGCCAUGCACCUCCUACCCACACAGGGACCAGCAGAUCAGCAGCUGCCCUCGCCCUCACCCCUUCCAGCGCUACUCAAGCGGCUGCGCGUCCCCGCCUGCCUUAGGAGGGAGCUGCUGCGCGACCACGACCUGCAGCAGAGCAGACAGACGCCGCCCUUUCCCGCGCUUGUGACGGCGGCAGAGAUCCUGCAGAAGUUCGAGAUGCAUGCGCUGAUGGGCGAGUCGAAGGGCGGGGGAGCGACGGCGGCCACUAACACAAACUCGGCAGCCAGCAAGGCGGCAGAGGAGACGAAAAACUAUUGGAAGCAGCCUGUGGAGCCAAGUGAGAGGGAGAGGCCAUCCGUCCAUCCGUCCACCCAUUCACCCAAUGCUUGUGUCUGUGUGCGUGCGGGUUCGUGUGCAGGUCCCCUUGACGCCCAGAACAGCGUGUCAGCCGCCCCCAAUCUGACCACGGGUGCGUCAUCCGCCCCGUUCCCCGUCGCCCAGUCCCUCGCACAGGCUGCUGACCGCACCGCACCCACAGCCACAGCCACAGGGGAGGGCACCGAGCAGGCCGCCGUCACGGUGGCCGAGGACUUUGUGAGCGCGCUGACGUGGUACUUUAACACUUACUUCUUCACCCACCUGUGCACGGCCAGUGAGGUACCCUUCGUCACCGCCAAGAUGGCAGAGGUGCAGACACGCGUGGCUGACAAACUUGCCAACAGGUGAGAGAGAAAGAGAGAGAGAGGCCAGAGAGAGAGAGAGAGAGAGACCCAAGAAAACAAUGACGGUGGUCCAUGGUUGUUGGUGUGUGUCGGUGUGUUUCUGUGCAGCGCGAGCAAGAGCCGCGCGUUCUCGAAGGAGGUGUUGCCUAUCGACGUGGCGGGCGGGGUGCACCUGCUGCGGCUGUGCGUGUGCGUCCCCCGGUUCCUCGCACAGUCUCCCAAACCGCAACCGCCCUCCCCCUCACCCCUCACGCCACGAAAGAGGAAGCUCGACGGUGACGAGAGCUCCCUGGAGCCUGUGGAUGAAGACCUCAUGGCGCUGAUCGACAAGUGAGGGGAUGGACGCAUGUGUCGGAGAGAGCCUUUGCGCAUCCAUUCAUCCAUUUGUGUGUGCGUGUUGUGUGUGGUGUGUGGCCAGGGUGAGCAUGUUUCUGUCAUGGUUUGACAAGCGGCGCAGCGAGCUGCUGGACCGGCACUACCAGUCGCUGGAGGAGGUCGACAAGAUGACGGGCGUGGCGGGUGGAAGUGGGAGAGGGGGUGGGGUGAAGGAGGAGGGCAUCAAGCAGGAGGGGCACACUGACUGACUGAUGCGUGCUGCAUUAUAAUGCAACAUGCAUCAGUCGGUCCUUCUUGUCCUUCUGCUUGAUGCCCUCCUCCAUGUAUGGCAGACAAUUGACGAGUGUGUUCG